This is a messenger RNA of Colletotrichum karsti, 2382 nucleotides long. Its product is annotated as fungal specific transcription factor domain-containing protein. Gene Ontology annotation, molecular function: DNA-binding transcription factor activity, RNA polymerase II-specific; zinc ion binding; DNA binding. Bases 1 to 2382 code for a protein of 793 amino acids. The record is from RefSeq and is a predicted model, not a curated record. The transcript has a single exon. Gene Ontology annotation, biological process: regulation of DNA-templated transcription; DNA-templated transcription. NCBI's taxonomy places the organism in Eukaryota, Fungi, Ascomycota, Sordariomycetes, Glomerellales, Glomerellaceae.
AUGACAGACUCUAUGUCGAGUUCAAGCGAGCAGCCGCCGAUCUCCUCGGACCAGUCACACCCCAAGCGCAUACGUCUCUCACUGGCCUGCAACCAGUGUCGGAAACGCAAAGUCAGGUGUGACGCCCAGACUCCGAAGUGCCAUAAUUGUAUCCUUCGCGGAGACGACUGUCAAACCACCAACCCCCGGAAUCCCAAAGAGAACGCAGUGCGGCGCUGGGCAUCCAAGAGCAACACCACCCGCAGCGACGCCAGCAUCCAUGAGAGCUCAGAGCCGCCCCGCGAUCGACACAUCCGCACCGCGUCUCCGAGGCCACGCCAGUAUCUCUCGCCGGCCUACGACGAUGGUUCCGAAGGCGAGGAUGCGGCGUCGCGCCGGCUGUCAUGGGUCGCACAGGCAUACCGGGCCAAUGCCCGGGAUAACGACAGCGGCCACGCACACCACGACCACUCCGAUCUCAACCCGGAUAUGGCGCUGAACACGGACGAGACUCCUCAUCGGUUCAAGUUCAUGGGCGGCAGCAGCGUCCAAUCGUUGACCAUGUUUGCCGACCUCUUCUUUCGCAAACGCGGUCUUCGCACCCUGUCCCCAUAUUUCCGGUUCGGCAUGCAUCACGUCGAGGAGUUCCAGGUGCCUUUGACACUGCAGCUGCCCUCCCUUCCUCCGCUAUCAAGCCUAGACGCGUAUCUGGAUGUGUACAUGAAGCGCAUAUUUCCGCUAUUCCCUGUCUUUGAUGAGCCCACCAUCCGAUCUGAUAUGGAUCGGCUGGUGUCGCUUCAGGAAGCCAACGCGUCCGGUGGGCUCCAGAGCGCGAUCGAACCAUCCCAAAUACCAACUCUUGUAUCCAUUUACUCUAUCAUUUGCAUAAGCGCGGAUGAAGAGACUGGCAUAGUGACGGAAGUUGGUACACACUUUCUGACUGUGGCAUACAGCCUUUUGGCCCAUGUCAUCUCUACUCCCUACCUGGCCUCUGUUCAAGCCUUGGUACUCCUCGCCAUCGCACUCAGAGGCCGCAGCAAGGAGGGACAAGGAUGGCAGACACUCGGGCAAGCGAUUCGCAUCGCGCAUUCUGUCGGACUUCAUCGACAUGCCUCAACCAGGCAUCCUCGCAAUCCUCCAGCAGUCGCGAACUCGGCACCAUCGCCUGGAUAUCAAGGCAGUCGGAAGCUUCACAGCCAAUUAUGGUGGACAUGCUACACGCUCGAGAAGCUGAUGGAGCUCGAGACCGGUCGACCUAGUGCGAUACACGAUUCGGAUUGUGACCAAACAUUGCCCGAACCAGUACCCGUCCCGGCUGCAGGAAUCGCCAUGUCUAUUGGCUCAUCACCAGAAGGCCAAGCCGAACGUCAAACGAUUGACUACUUCCAGCCAUGGGCUUCACUUACACGGAUCAUAAGCAGCAUCAGUGCUCACAUCUACCGUCGGUCGGGCCAAGCUCAAACACCCCGCCUCCUUCUCGGCGAUACCGUCCGCCUUGAUUCGGCGCUCACUGAAUGGGCCCAGUCUCUUCCUCCUGAGAUCCGACCACCGGGCCCCAACAGUGGGAACGUGAUCUUGUGUGAGACUGGCCACAAACAUCUCGCCAUCUUCCUGGCAAUUCACUACCAUCACGCUCUGAUCUCUCUCCAUCGAGCCGCCCUUGUCUUCCCCGAAGCCAUGUAUCGCACGCAUAUCAACACACAAGCAGACUCCGCAGGCCUCUCAUCAGUUGAACUUUCACGUCUCAGGCGAGGGUCGGAAAUAUGCAUCGGUUCAGCCAGAGCAAUCAUUAGACUCAUCGGCGAGAUAGCAGAUGAUUCAACCCCUACACCCCGCGCACGCAACGGCAUGCUGGGUGAACCGCAUACCAACAGAUCCGAGUCGAUCAUAUUCACCAUCACACAUCCACUGAUAUCCGCCGUGGCGCUAGCACUCCACAUUCUCAAACAACCUAGCUCACGACUUGCACGAUCUGACCUGGAGCUUCUGGGUAUCGCGGCGCAGUAUGCUGAGGAGCAGUACACGAAGGUCACGCAGAACCCUCGCUUCAUCCAAGCCUGUUCCGUCCUGCAGUCAAACAUGGCUGAGAUCGUCUCGUCGCAGCACACUCAAGGCCACGGGAAUUAUUCCCAUCAUCACCAACAUCGCGACUCUAUCGCGUCUGACAACAUGUCUUGGCGAGGUAAUGAGAAGACAUCGACAGAAACCCCGACCAUGGGUAAUGUAGGCGCUGAGAUGGAUGUAAUGGACCUCGAAUUACCGGAUCUCACGGGCAUGUUCACCGAGAUCAGUAACACCGACAUAUUUGGAGGCGUAAGGUUAGAGGACCUUUGGGGGAUGCUUGGAACCGCAGCUGACGGGCAGGCUGCCGAGGGGUCUGAAGGGUCGUGGUCGCGGUCAUGA